Messenger RNA from Clunio marinus, 2444 nucleotides. Lineage: Eukaryota; Metazoa; Arthropoda; Insecta; Diptera; Chironomidae. The record is from the annotation of a GenBank genome assembly.
GUUUUUUUUAAUUCGUUCACUUUAGUUUAUUUUGAGAGGUUAUCAGUGUAACAAGCGAAAACACACAAAGGGAAAAUAAAUUUUAAGAAAAGAAGAAAAUUUUGAAAAGUUGUUCACACACGAUCGGACUUUAAGAAAAAUAAGAAGAAAGAAAAAAGUGAAAACAUAUUUAAAGAAAAUAAUCAGAAUAAAUGAGAAAAGAAGCAAAAUGCAGUGCGAAGAGAUGAAAAACUUGUUCCUCAAUCGACCAACUGGCAUCAAAAUUGGCUCAGCCGUUUUCGUGACAGGCUUAAUAUCAUAUCUCAAGUUUCGACCGUUUGCGAUUUUGGUGUCGUCUGUCUAUGUGACGUGGAUCUUCCGAACCUUCUACUCACAUUAUACAAUUCACAUACCUAAGGAACUCAUACAGAGAUGCACAAAAAUGUAUGAUGAAUGCAAGAACCUUCGAAAGAAUCGUCCGAAUGUGUUUUGCGGUUUCAUCACGUCGAUUUUAUUUCUACUUGCCGUCAUUGGGCAUUUUGUUGACGGGACUUACAUUUUAUUCAUUUGUCUCAUUGCUGGGGUUCUCGUCACCUCCAAAUAUGAAAUCAAAAUCAUCAAAGAUAACAACGAUUCAACGCCCAACAGCAGUGUUAGUGGCAUUGAUAUUGACGAGUUUUGUCCCAGUUUGGAUGAAGCCAACAUGAGAAUUUUAAAACAAAUUGGUGAUCAUGCUGACGACACAGGAAUUUAUUCUCCAAAUAUGUCAAGAAUUGAUAAUGAAAGUGACAGUGAUAACGAAUUAUUACCACCGAAAAACGUGGUGAUACCGGAACCUGACGAGAUUGAUGCAAUGGAAGAUGACGAGACUGCAGAUCUCCUUAUCGAUCCUAAAAAGGUGCUAACACAAAGUGCUGAAUAUAAAAAAAAGCACUUUUCGAAUACUUCAUCUGAUAGUGACAGUGAUGAUAGCAUUACACGAGGAUUGGACUUUAAGAAUAUUCCCGUGACUGCAACAAUAGAACCUCAAUCAUCACCAUCAAGUCUCCUUUCAAACAUUCAGCAAACGUUGACACGAAAUCUGAUAGAUAAUUUAACGAAACCUUCACCAAAGUCUAGUCAAAGCAAACCUUACGAUUCCGAAGAUGAAAUCAGUGAUUUCGAGAUCUUGGAUAAGGAUGAUUUAUUAAAAUAACGUCCGUGAUAAACGACGUCUGCUUGUACUUAUGUGAGUUUCUGAGAAAUGUUUCUUCUUCUUUUUAUUUGAUUUCAAUUGCAAGCUUUUGAUGGACUUCAACUUUUUAUAUUUCAUUUAAUUUUUAAUAUCUGAACGAACCUCUUUUUCGUCUGUUUUGUUUCGAAAUUCGAUGUCGAGACAGAAUUAAAAAUAACAUUAACGAAAGAUAAUUUCGCACGAUGAAACAAAAGAACGCGGACUCAGAGGUCAAUCACCACAUUAGUUGACGAGAAAUUUGCAGAGCUCAUUCACUGAUCUACUUUUUUUCUUACCUUCUUCUUUUUAAAAUACAAACCAACAUUUUUAUCAUGGUUUUCUUUCUUUCCUUCUUUAUUUUUUUGUGAAUGAAGCGCGCGAAAUUAAUGUCCUUGAACCCGAAAAUUUUCCUCGCUUUUCAUUUGUCCAAGUUUUUUCAUAAUUAGAGAAAAGUUACAUAUUACAAUGGACAAGAGAUAAAUAAAUGUAAAUCAGAUUUAAAAGAUGUUUGAUGGCGACAUAAAAAUGCUGUUGGUAGAAUUGUAAGUUUUCAUGUCGUCACUUUGAAUAAUAUGCUUGCUGAUCUUAGUGUAUGAGCUACCUGAGUGCAAAAAUAAAAAGAGAAAAUAAAUGCUGAGCAUAAUUUACGAAAGGAAUAAUAAAAACCGUCGCCAUGUGUAAAAUUAUAAAGAAGAGAUUAUGUUACCUGAAGAAAAUAAACACAAUUUAAAUAAACAUAUUUAAGAGUCUUUGGCAAACUGUUUUUCUUUGUCAGGUAAGGUCAAGGAUAGAUUGAAAGGAAGAAAUAAAUUUUGUUUUUCUUUUUUCCAUUUCCGACAAAACAAAAAUUUACCGCAGAAAUUCUUCGAAUAACAAAAUACUUAAAUUCUGAGUUCCUCCCAACGAAACAAACCACAAUAAUAACUGAUUAUUCUCGACAGUUGUAUAAAGUUACAAUUUCCACAAUAUUUAUUAAUAGUUAGUUACAUGUUGCUGAUAAGUAACUUCCAAUCAACAUCCAAAACAAACCACAUUUAAAGUAAUUUUUAUUUCCUAAAACAAAAAUCAAUUUCUGUCAACCAGCAACAAAGCUAAUUGAGAGAAAAAAUAUGAUAAUUAAAUGGAUAUUUUUGAUGAUUAAGCAUACGUGCAAAAAGACAAGAAAAUUAUUUAAAAACAAGAAGAAAAUUUGUGAAUUUACAUUUUGCGAAUAAAGUCAUGGCUUUUAAAAGAUAAAAAAAAGCCAAAAAAA